Messenger RNA from Malaya genurostris, 10072 nucleotides. RefSeq lists its product as uncharacterized. The coding region runs from base 555 to 9335 and encodes 2926 amino acids. The transcript has 9 exons. Gene Ontology annotation, cellular component: nucleus. The record is from RefSeq and is a predicted model, not a curated record. Lineage: Eukaryota; Metazoa; Arthropoda; Insecta; Diptera; Culicidae. Gene Ontology annotation, molecular function: ATP hydrolysis activity; ATP-dependent chromatin remodeler activity; ATP binding.
UCGUUGUCGUCCCCUGUCAAUGGAAAACGGAGCGCAUCAAAAAAGAAGCAAAAAGUCUCCGCGCGACGACGGUAAUAGCAGCAAACAGCCAUUCUCCAUCUUAAGUUUUCUUCGCGGUGUGUCGGGUCGGUAAAGUGCAAAAAAUAUUUUCGGGAAAAUCGGUGGUUUCACUCGACAAAAUGAUGUGAAGUGAUGGUAAUCGACGAGAAAAAUAGUUUCAAUUGGAAAAAUCAUUGUUUGCGUGUUGCCGAAGUGCUCUUCGAAACGGUGUAUGAUUUUUCAAGGCGCCAACUUCAUCAGAGAAAUUGUGUGGACACAAGAGCUUGAAAGGAAAGGCAAGCUACAGUAAAAAGUGAACGAAUCAUUUCCCGUAUUAGUGCAGUUUGCUCAGCUCUCGACCGACCCUGGAUUUAUAGGUGGAGCUGUAUGUGAUAAUCCCGGACCAGUUGUUCGUGUCGAGAAUAUAAAAAGAAAGUUGCUAAAUAAAACCCGCUGGCAGGAUUAGUUAUUGUGUUCAAUGAAAGACGGAACGCGAUUUUGGAUGUCGAAUCAAAAUGGCUGCAGUCGUCGAAGAGCCUGACCUGUUCAACGGGUUGGAAAUAACGGAAAUGGACGACAUGAACAUGGAGAACGGAGACGAGUACGUGUUUAUUCCUUCGGAUAACGAGAACGACGAAGAAGUCUCCGGAGGCGACCAAGAUUCAUUGGCCAGCCGUUCCGUUUUUCCGCGCACAACAGCCUCCGGUUCGCUCAUGCACCUAACCGCAAUCGAAAACACCGACAAAACGGUCGUUAUAAACAACGCUGCGGGCCGGAUGGAAGGCGAUAGCUCGCAUGUGUUACCAAGAAUUGAUUUGGCAAGUUUAUUGGAACAGACGAUUGGUGAUGUUUCGCAUACUGAAUCAGAAGACCGUAUAAGUGUUGUGGCAAAUGUAGAUCUUACAGAGGAAAACGAGAAUACUAAAAAUGUCGGAGAUCAACGAUAUGUGGUCAGUUAUGACCUCAGUUUGGAUACACAGGAACUUCUCAGUAUUGGACAAACAGAAAUAUCCGCUUCGAUGGAUGCAAUCGAAAACAGUAAUCAGAUAAUCGUUCAUGGCAUUCAUGACAUUACCAUUAAGGAUGAAAUUGAUAUCGAAGAAGCAGUAGUAAACUUUCCUAAAGACGAGGAGGCUGGUCCUCAAAUGGAGUUAUUUGCCCACGAUGAGCACAAUCUCGGUAGUGAAGUUAUUACUCUCGAUUCAGAUGCAGCUGAAAGUGAAGGGGAAGAAGAUUGUGUUCUUCUGUCAUUGAUGGAACAGUGCCCUGUUCCUAUUGAAGAGGAGGGCCCUAACGAAGAUAAAACACCGGUAGAAAAUGAUCAUGCCUACACGUGUGAAGAACCAGUCCAGGCUAAUAUUUCACACAAUGAGAAACCAGAAACAGAUAUGCAAAUAUUCGUGGACCUCUCAAAAAGGUUACUGGAAGAAGCAGAUUCUUCUGCCAUCGAUAUAGACCGAAAGCUCAAAAGUAUAGACGACAUCGAAGAGCAGUGUCGUUCUCUAAAAGAAAAGAUCCUAUCACUACGUGAAAAAGAUACAGUACCACCGACGAAAGGUAAACCUUCUCAACAGGUCUUGUCGAGGUCUGGAUCACCAGCACUGCCCUGUAAUCCUGCUGAUACGGCUGUGUCAGGGCUUCCCAUAGCCAAUGAACCGCCUCAACAUAGAUCAAACGAAUUAGACAAUCUUUCGAUAGCCCUUUCGGAAAAUUGUUCGGAACCAAUGGAGUGUCGUUCACUGCCCGAUCUAGCAUCGGAAACUAGUGACAAAACCGAUGAAACUACUAACGAUCCGGCUGUCAUGGAUGAGUCUAAAGUAUGCUCUACAGAUGAAGAACCCACAGAGCAAGCCAGAACGGAGAAUUUGUCAAAAAUGUUGUCACCAGAUCGGUCCGAACCACUCGAAAAUAUGAGCAUUAGCAAUAUCAAUAAAGCAAACAGCUGUGCUCCGAAUGAAACACUGCAGACCACUAUAGACGAUGAUCGUGAUGUCGAUAGUGAUAAACUCAUGCCAGAAUUAGAAUUACUAACUGCCACAGAGAAUCAAUUGAAUUCCGGUGAACAGACGAGUUCGAAGAAUUUGCAAAUUGCAUGUGUGGAUGAUCUGAUUGCGUAUGGAGCGUUAUUAACGAAACAGUGCCACGUUUGGCUUGAUAAAGUUAUCGAGAAACGUCGACAGCAGAAUGUUGAAGUUCCGGCCGAUGAUGAGCAUGACCGCCUUGAAAAUUUCAUGACCAGUCUUAGCAGAGACAUGCAGCGAUUGUCAACUAAGGUGCGACCUGAUGAAAAACCUACUUCAACAGUUCAACGGGUUGAUAUAGCGAUACAGACCGAAAAACGUAAGCUUACUGCGGAGAAAGCGAAAGCACUGAACGAAAAGUACAAGAAACGACUGCUGAGUUCGUUAGCUUCUGUAGAAGCAGUCUACAGUGAUUCAUCCGACGGUGCCGUUUCGUGUGGCUCUAAUGCAGCCGAAUCCAGUGAUUCUGGCUCUGCCAGACAUGAAAACGACUCCGGAGAUGACGAAGCUUUCGAACGGCGACAAAAUCGACGGAAAAAUAAGCGUCUGAAAAAAAAUCAAGUUCUCGAAUCUCUGAAUCGUUCCAUGGAAGGAACUUCGACCCGGGAAGGUGAUGAAGCAUCGGACUCGGAAAUAGUGCCCCACAGACAACGAAAUGUUCAACGUUUGAACAGCAUUGAUUCGUUGGAUGCGAAAGGAGGAGAAGAGGAAGAAGAGUCAUCUGAACCCGAUUUGUCACAAUUUUUGAUACCAAAAUCUCCUAUUUCUUCUGCCGUUGGAAGUGCACCGGAUGAUAUUUCAGUGAAAAAUGAACCAUUCUCCGAGAACGACUCCGAACCGGUUAGUCGGAAGCGAAUUAUCCGUACGGACAGUGUGGACUACGGGAAUGAUGAAAUUGACGAUGCUAGAAUGGAAACGGACAAGGAUAAUGAAUCCCCCCGGUUGGUAAAACAAGAAUUGUCAUUGAACAUAUCACCAUCGCAGAGCAUGCACAGUUUAGAUCGACCAAAGGUACUCGAAGAAGUGAAUGACGAACUACGGAAAGAUAUCGAAGAGCAAUCCGACAGUGAGCUAUUGGAGGACGUUCUACCACAGGUGGAUGAUAUUUUGCUCGAUGUGGAUGAUAUUCUACCUGCAGCGGAAGGAGUUGUCCAAGAUUAUUUGGUCGAAGAAGAGGUUAGAUCCGAACAAGAAGAGGUAGUAGAAUCCAAAGGAGAGCAGAAGGAAGUGGUUAAAAAACCAAAGAAGACUGGUAAAACCAUUGAAAGUGAUGAUGAAACGGUAGAAGAAGAGCAAGAGGAAGAACCAAAGGAAAGGGCUCUGGAAGACAUGACCGAAUCGGAACUGGAAGAGUACUACGAUAAUUUACGGGAAAAGGAAAUUGAUAAACUCUGCAAUCUGGACAAUCUGGAAGUGGCGAGAAAUGCAUACCCACAAAAGCCACAGGAAGUAAAGAAAAAACCUGUUAUUGUGAAAAAGAAAGAGGGUCGAAUCAUGGACGAUAUUCUGAAUGAUGUCGAAAUCCAUCCCGAGUCAGAUGAUAGCGAAAGUGAUACCGAGGUCAUGGAGACGGAAGAAUUGUUCCUUCAGAAGUGCAAUGAAAAUAUGAAGCAUCAAAUGCUUAACCAGUUAAGUAGUAGUGACACGGAUCCAAAUUCUGGUAGCGAGGAUAGUGUGGUAGAGGCACUUCGUCAAGACAGGGAUGGUGAUUCUGAUGAUUCCGCUGGAUCUAUUUUGAUGGAAAAAUUCCUGAAAAGUUUGAACAAAGAACACCCAGAUAGUGAGGAAGGUGAGGAUGAAAAUGAAAAACAAACCGAAGCCAGUGAUCGAAGGGAGGACGACGACAAUGAGAAAGCGGAAGAUCUGGAUCGAAUUGGCACUGAGGACAAUUCCGAAGCUGACAAAACUAAAGAAAGUGAGCAAAGUUUUAUCGCUGACGACGUGGAACCGGAUAACGAGGAAGCCAUGGAAAAGAUGAAGAACCGUCUCAAGAAAACAGAUUCGGCAAAAAGUGGAAAUGAGAAAUCAUCCACCGUCAUCGUUACCAAGGAUAAGACGGAAGAAAGUAAAUCUGCAAUAUCUAAAACAACUUGCAUUGAUCCGAUCGAUAAGCAAUUGUUCAGUAAGAAAAUGUUUCGAGAAGUUGACGAAACGCUACGAAAGGACCGUGAGCAAGAAGCCCUUGGAAAAGAGAAUGGUUCCAUUACGGAUCGCUCGGAAAAAAUUGUCAGUGAGGAUUCGGACGUCGAACUGCUAGACGUGUCAAUGUUCCAACCCAAACGAAAAAUGAAGGAGAAAACAUUGGAAGGCUUCAAUUUCAGUGUCAGUGCCAAACGUGCGACUCCUCAGUUAAAACGGAAAGACACCAAGGAAGACGAUUGUAUUAGUCUGAGUUCGGAAAGUGAGGCCGAGGUAGAAGAGUCUACGAACGAAGUGGACGAAAAAGAAAACAAGCAGCGGAAAACACGAACCAUGCUAACUCAAGAUCAACUAGCCGAUGAAACCAAGACGGCACAGAAAGACGAAGAAAUACGAGUAUCGCGUUUGAGGAAGAAAAAUGAGAAUUUGAAAAAGUUCCUAACUUCAUUCACGCCGGGUCCUGACGAAAGCAAUUUGGUGUUGGAUUACGAUUCGAAAACGGGCAAAGCUAUUUGCGUCCAUCCGGAUAUCGUAAAGCUGCUUAAACCUCAUCAGCGGGAAGGUGUAAGAUUCAUGUAUGACAAUACGUACGGAAGCAUUGAUUACAUCAAUAAACACCCUGGCUCUGGGUGUAUUCUGGCGCAUUGUAUGGGCCUUGGUAAAACACUACAGUUGAUUACUGUGCUACACACGGUAAUGCGUUAUCCGCAGUUGAAAACCAAACGAGUGUUGGUUAUUUGUCCCAAAAGUACCGUCAUGAACUGGAGCGAUGAAAUCCAGCAUUGGCUGGGCUCACUGAAAAGUGGUCCACGGCUGAAGGUAUUUUAUUUCCCCGAUAACAGCGACGUCAACGAUAAGCUAAAGGUGCUCAGCGACUGGUUUUCUUCGACAGCUAGUCGAUGCGGUUGUAUGCUAAUUGGUUACGAAGCGUUCCGGGUUCUCGUGAACUAUGAGAAACGUAAACGAACGCCGUCGAAUAUCCUUGCGGCGAAAGCGGCAUUCGUCAAGAAAAAAGUGGAUGAAUACCUGCUGGAUCCGGGUGCGGAUCUGGUUAUCUGCGAUGAAGGACAUCAAAUUAAAAACAAAAAGUCUGCCAUCAGCGGGGCGGUGUCGCAAAUUAAAACUAGACGAAGAAUUGUGCUGACCGGAACGCCCAUUCAGAACAAUUUGAAAGAAUACUACUGUAUGGUUAAUUUCAUCAAACCUUCUUUUCUGGGAAGUGAUCGAGAGUUCAACAAUCUCUACGCCAAUCCGAUCAAAAAUGGCCAACAUAAAGAUUCGGACAGUCGGGCAAUCAAAAUUAUGAAGCAAAGAUCCUACGUGCUGCACAACAAACUUUCAAAAUUUGUUCAGAGAAGAGAAGCGGGGGUGCUGAAGGAGUUCCUCCCGGAAAAGUUUGAGUAUGUGUUAUUCGUUCCACUAACACCCGUACAAGAAAAAAUGUACGAAGUUUUUCUACAGAUGAAUGAAUAUACUACCCCGAUCGGCGAGGGAAUCGGAGAGAGUGCGAGAGGAAAGAAGUUUAAGCUGUUAGCUGAUUAUACUUCGCUGAGAAAGAUAUGGACUCAUCCGAAGGUGCUCGAAAAGGCAUGGGAAACAGCCGUACAGGAGAAGACAAAACGCGACGCCCGGUUUCGUCUAACGUCGACACCGGAUUCGGACGAUGAUCGACCGGACGACUACAAUGAUAUCGCAUCCGGUGCACUGUCGGUCACUAACGACUGGUGGCGUCGGCAUCUGGAAGCGAAUGAUCUGGAGUCGCUGUAUCCGAGCAACAAACUGCGGGUCAUGUUCGAAAUUUUGAAACAAUGCCAGGAACGGGGUGAAAAGUGUUUGAUCUUCUCUGCCUUCGUUGCGGUGCUGAACGUGGUGGAGCAUUUUAUGGCCAAGAUACACUCCCAGCAGAAUGAUCCCGCCGCCGAUGCGUACGGUUUCAGCUCAUUCAAGGGACCAUGGGAACCGGGCAUAGAUUAUUACAGGCUGGAUGGAAAAACGCAAAAAACGAUUCGACAUAAGAUGAUUACUUCGUUCAACGAUUUGUCGAACAAGCGAACCAAAUGUUUCCUGAUUUCGGCAAAAGCCGGCGGACAAGGAAUAAAUCUUAUUGGAGCUAACCGGGUUAUCAUCUUGGACACUUCGUGGAAUCCGUCCAGUGACCAGCAAAAUAUUUUCCGAAUUUUUAGAUUGGGUCAAAAGCGGAAAUGUUACGUAUAUCGGUUGCUAGCAAUGGGAACCAUGGAAGAGAAGGUCUAUUCCAGAUCGGUUACGAAGCAAGCGAUGAGUUUUCGGGUCGUCGAUGAGCAGCAAAUUGAUCGACACUACAGCUUUUCGGAGUUGGCCGAGUUGUACAACUUGUCGAAGGUUGCCGACCAGGUACGAGAAACGCCCAUUCUGCCAGCAGAUGAUUUGCUAGCUUCGUUGCUAAGAAACUUCCCGGCAUGUGUUUUCAAGUAUCAUGAGCACGAUUCCUUGCUGGAGAAUAAACCGGAGCAAGAUUUAAGUGAGGAAGAUAAGAAAGAAGCUUGGGCGGCAUACGAACGUGAAAUCCAAAACAAUGACAAACCAUCGUACUUGGGAAGCUUGGGAAUGAUGCCGAAUUUUUUGGGUCCUGGAUUUCCUGGGGCACCUGGUUCGGGGCUUGGUCCGUAUCCACCAAUUAACUAUCCUGGUCUUUCGGGAACGCUGGCGGAUAUGUAUCGAAAUGAUUUCGGUUAUGGAUCCAGUAUUAAUCGGCUGAUGUACCCUUACGGUACUCAACCGUUUCCGAUGAUCAACGAUCCGAGCUAUUCCUCGAUAAUGGGCAAACAACCGUUUCCGAAUUACAAUCUACCCGGCUCGUCAGGAGGCAUACCGGAUUUUGCGUACACUGCAGCCAUGAACGGUCAGGGGCCUGCUGGAACCACAAGUUACAAUUCCACUGUGGCACUACAAAGUCUUCUGGAUCUUUACGCAAAAUCUAUGUCCAGUGGUAUGAGCCCUAGUACUGCCUCGAUAACAACCGCCCCUACAGUUUCUACGAGCACAUCAGCCACGUCGAUGGGUGUAUCUCCGUACAACGCUCUGAAUUCAUUGAAACAGUUCAACGGAUUUCCUGUUAAUGUGCCUAGCGGUAGUCCUUUGCCACAUCCACCUCUACAGCUUCCUCCGCCGAUUAACUCACAAGCUCCCAGCACAUCCAGUAAUGCGGCACUCAUAAAUAUGCUGAACGAACAACCGAUGCCGAUGUCAUCUGCUGCAUCGUCUGGUCCGUUUUCUCAUUUGAGUUCUCCUCUACCGGCUCCGACGAUAUCAAUACCGCAAAGAAGUACGCCCAACCCUACAGUAACAACGAUGGCCAACCCCUCACCAGUAUUAACCACUACCACAGUCGGCAAACAUGUUACUCCCAGUACGACUGGACAAUAUUCCACACCCUCACCCUCGUUAGCGCGAUCCAGUGGACCUUCACCUACUUCGAAGCCAGAAGAAGCUAGCAAUCCGAAAGCAGUUCCUUUAACUACUACUACUAGUACUACUACUAGCACUAAAACUACUACGAUCGUUGCUAGCGAUGAUGACGAUGUCGAUGAUGAUGGAGUCCCCCGGCCGCAUAUCAUUGUCCGCGAUCCAUCCUCGAUAAACGCAGGUCCCGCAAAUCCACAGGACAAGGAGAAGGUAGUUAAGAAAAUAAACAUGGGCAUUGUCUAUCCGGAAGAAAAGAAAAAGAACCAGUCCAAAGAUAUUAUGCUGAGCGCAAAAAGUAUAACGAAUCUAGCUACCAAACCAACGAUAGCCGUUAAGAACGUGGAAAGUAUGAAAGCUGCUCCAUCUGGUUUUGGCAAUCCAAAAGCAGUUUCUUCCGGGCUCUUGAUGCAACGUACUGGAUCUGCCACUGGUAAGCAAAUUCGAAUGCCUGCUACACCAUCGCCACUAUCGAAUCUCCCGAGACAACCACCUCCCCCCGGAGGAGUGCUUCAACCCUUAACGCGAGUUCCAUUGGCCAGUGCAGCACCAUCCAAUAAUGCCAGUCGAAUGCAAACUCCGACACCGAGGCAACAGGUACCUGUCAUAACCAGUGCUAAGUCUUUGCAAAUGUCAACCAUCAACACGCAGGCGUCACCACAAGGAGCAUUCAAUGCCCAGCAAAGAUCAUCCCAACUACCAACCGCAUCGUCAACCAGUGCAUCCCCUACCACCAACUCCACAGGACCACAGUCUAGCACACCUCGUGGUUCGAUAGCAGCCCAACAGCUUCGCGAACUGCAACAACGAAUGAAUCUUGGUGGUAGUAAUAGUUCAAUUAGUGGCGGCAGCACAAGCCAUUUAGUUGUUGCUAAACCGAAGAAAAAUCAGUUGAUCCCUAAUCCACAUCGGACGGCAACUGCCAAACAGCAGAACGCCCAUCCAGUGGGACUGUAUGCAUCGCCUGCGGCAUCAUUGGGCAAUCCGAAACAGCAAAAAGUUGCUUCUGUUACUACUGCUUCUUCUCCCACCAUAUCCAGUAGUGCACCGAAAGUCACGAAACAUGUUUCACCUUUGUCGGAUAGUGUUAGUAUAACGAAGAUUACCAGCACUGGUCAGCGGAUUGCUAUGAACAAUCCGUCCAUCAGUGCAAUCAGUACCAGUACUUCAGCCCCCGCUUCUUCGUCCGCCUCGAUGAGUCCUGCGCUCCUAAGUAGUAGUUUAGGACGAAAGCAAGAUUUGGUGAUAACCAAAACCAUUCCGGGGGCAGCCACCGUGCGGAAAGUGGUUCCAGGUCCAAACAUGAUUGUGAAACAGCAUGUUGCAGGCAAUGUGAGGCGAACUAUUCCAACGGUGUCACCAGCGAUGAGAACCACAGCAUCCACCACCUCGACGGGACCCGGUGCAGGCACUAGCGGAAUUCGAACACUACCACCUGGUACGAACAGCAGUAUAACGGUACGGAAGCGAAAGGCAGAACCAACACUGAUAGACAGUCUGAAGGCUAAAAACAAUUCCAUCACCAUCAGUGAAGUGAGGUCUAUCUAUCAGCCGCCUGCCCCCAAAAAGCUCAAUCAGGGUACACUGGUUCAGCCACAGAAGCGACUAGGAAGUGGUAUUACGAUCACCCCGCGGAAGCCGGCAGCCCAACAGCAGCCACAGCAAAACGUACUCGAGGUUGUGGAAAUCGAAUGAACACAGGUCUCACCGUGCAGCAGCAUGUCGAUAGGAUUGGACAGCUGAAUCAACUGAGAUGUUACCAGUACUCACUUUCCUAUUAGGAUAUAUGCGACAAUGUUGUUCCCGGAAAUCCAGUGAGCACAAGUUUGGCAAACGCAAAAUUUCGAUGGUCGUAAUUUAAGAAACCCAAUUACAGGAAACCAAAUCUAUUUUCAAACAUAACUCUGCAAACUCUGAUUGUUCAAGUGAGUUUUCACCCUUUGUAUAUAGUAAACGUAAACUAACGGCAUGUCGCACAAUGACAGACAGCAGCAAAAAUUAGAUUUGCCAUACUUACCUGCAAAUUUUAAUUGAGGGUUUUUAUAUUUUUUUAGAAUAUUUUUGCUAGGCAAAGUUCGAUUUUGUAAUUAUGCAGGCUUGUCAAUAUCUUGUACAUAGACACUUAUCAUCUGGAAGUUAGAUAACUACAUUAUUUAUUUACUUUUACAUUAUUUUAUGGUGCAGUCGAAAAACAAAAUGUCAUAGGAUCAAAGUUGACGAACGCAAUCGAUUUUCAAAGUAAUAGUGAGUGACUCAAUUUCAUGUGUAAGCAAAUCUAGUGGAGCAUCAGCACCUAAUAUUGGUAGCGGCUACUGUAGGAAAAUGCAACAAGUCUAACAAGUGUAAAUAUUUUAGGAGCACUGAAAAAUCAUUCACUUUUUAAAUGGCAAUAAAAGUUGUGUACAUUUGUUAAUAGCAUUUGUGAUCCCACA